Messenger RNA from Spirometra erinaceieuropaei, 15982 nucleotides. The record is from the annotation of a GenBank genome assembly. Lineage: Eukaryota; Metazoa; Platyhelminthes; Cestoda; Diphyllobothriidea; Diphyllobothriidae.
AUGUGCAUGAUAGGUACGAUUUUUCGGGAGGGUAUAAUUGCCUCCCUAACUGGCGGCUUUUUCCUUGAUCCGUCACAAGGCUACGUUGUCAGCUGUAUUCACGUGUAUUUAUGGCUUUAUUUCUUUAUCGUGCCACUUGCAAUAACAUUGGUAAUUCGUAUUUCUCGCACAAUCACCCUUUCAGAUAAAACCACUGUCUAUCAUUGCCUGGACCGUAUACUCCAUUACCGUUGUGCUUUUAAUCGGCAUAAUUCAGUAUCUUACUUACCGGUUGCACAAAACAUUUGACGAGUGUGAACCGAUCCCACAGGCUGUUGGCUUUUAUAGUGAUGUCUGCAAUGCUGAAGGGUACGUGUGACUUUGAGCCAGAUCAUUUGCCCAGAACUGAGACUUUGAAACAGCGAACGUACGAUCAAACGGGCAGUGCUCUAUCACUUGAUUCGACCUGUCAUCGUACCGCCGCCAAUGUGUACGCCUCCGUUGAAAAUAUCGAGGCACAGUGUCGUCGCAUUGGGUUGGCCGGCCAAUACUUAGCAGGUACACCUUAAACGGCACUUGCCCAUUUAAAAUUGUCUAAAGUUGUCUGAUUAAUGCGCACAAACUCGCCUAGGGAUUUAUGCUUUGCGGGAAGCCUUCUUUUAUAGGAACACCUGGACAUGAUCGACAAGUUUCAUAUAACACCACGUUUCUAAAUUUCAAUAGAAAACUUAGUACGAUUUGGUGGUACUCACUAAAUACUUUUUAAGAAUGUAUAUCUGGUCACUAGAAUUAAAAUUUUUGUCAAAUUAUUCUGGUAACCAGAAAUACACUCAACACUUAUGACUUAUAUGAGUGCAGAAUAUUUGGCGCCAGAAGUUUGAUCUGAAGGCUCUUGGACGGUUCCCAGUUAAAACGGCAAGAAAUUUAGUCAUAUGCUCUUACUAUUUGCUUUGCGAGAUGAGGUUUACCUGAAUAAAUCACAGUCAUACUGAAGAGAGCAGGUAUCUUCAUCGAUGAACUGUACAGAAUUUUCCAAUUUAAACGGUUUGCCAGGGGGUCUUCAACAUUUUCUGGGUUGGUUGCCGAAUAAAAUACAGUAGCGCAAUGCUUACGGAAUUUAAGCUGUAUAUAUCAGAAACAAUAGUGACAAAAUUGUAAUUAGUCCGAAUGUUAGCCAAGGAAACCGAGUUUUGAUGCUUGAAAUUCCACCAAAUUGCAGACUGAAAUUGCGGAUUUUAGAUUUCGGGACGUUCAUCACUCCUAUAAGGGCCGAAGUGUUUUCUUGGGUAAUAGGGCAUCUGCUGUCCUUGAUACCUUCUCCGGUUCACUGCUCGGAUUGGACGGGAAAGAGCAUUGUAUGCAUAAUAGAAUGGGAUUCGCUCGUAUAAACUGAUACAGACAUGUCCAGUAUAUACAUCCCAGGGCGUUAUUUCGAUAUUAUACUGAUGAGCGAGGAAGUCAUCUAUCUGCAAGUUCCUUUGGGAGGUUUAUUAUCUAUCCCCUUCUUCUCCUUCGUCGCUUCCGUCUGAUUGAUGACCGAUUCCACUGUUGCAAUCAUGUUGACGGGUUUGGCAUCAGUUGUAUUGAAUGAGGCUUCGUGUCGCAAAACAUGUACUUGCUCCUUCGUCUGUUCCUUUGACGACAGGUUGUGUACCAAUAUGCCGUCUCUGGAUGACUUUGGAUCAGGCAGUCAAUGGAAUUUGUUUCCCAGUGCUGCGUCGCGUGUCGCUCUCUGCUCGCGAGCUCGUUCAGUCACCUGCUGUAGCAAUUUUUUGCCCAUGAACUUGCGGCAUCUGGCCUUCUCGUGGUCAAUUCUCUGAUGGUAUUUGCGAAGCCUCGCAUGGUAAUCUUGAAGCAGCAAGCGGAUCGUACGUCUCUCGUGCUGACCUACUGCGUGUCUCGUCAGCCCCGUGUUUACCGGGGGUUUGUGUGAAACACACUUCGGCAACACGCUAUUAUCGAUACACCUGUGCAGAAACCGGAACCGCGCAUAAGCAGAGGCCUCUCGAAGGGAAAAUGUUUCCCAUCGUCGGGCCGAUCGGAGCGCGUCACGCCCUAACAAACUGCCGGUACAAGCGAAGAUGCGAGUUCAAGGAGCUAGUCGAUAAGAAGUAGAAGCGAUCGCCGGAACAAGGGCUUUAUUCGCCUGACGUGUCGGAUUCUCACUUGAACCCAUCAUCAGAGACAGUUACAGAGACGGAUUUCUGUAUUUGUAAAUGGUCAUGUGUCAGAAAUUGAAAGAAUAAAUUUUUUGGUAUCAAAUUACACACCUAAAAUUAGGCGCACCAACUUCCUUUAUGGUUGAUUCGUUCCACAGAAACUUGACCUUUGCGCGCAAAAUCACUCUUUAAACAAAGUUAUUACCCGCAGAUUGAUGUUGAAAACUGAAACAAUUGUCAUGUUCAUCAGUCAAGGAUAAUCGAUCCCAAAUCGUCGCAAAGAGGGAAAAGUGGAAGCGUAUACCUCAUUACUAGCCACGUUUUCUUGAAUGAAUGUCAGACUUUCUUGAUAUCUUGGUUCUGACACUGAAUACAGUCUUGGGAGUUUUUCACUCCGAUAUCAAAGCCAUCGGUAAUAUGGAUAAGCAAUAUAACUAUUUGCAUCUUCAGGACAUCAAGAAGUCAAAGAGCCCUUAGCAGGGAACUUUCUUUGUUUUGUGAAAAUUGUGCUCUAAAAAACCCGCAGCUUAAAUGCUUUCAGAAUUUUUAAAAUCCGUACCAGUACGAAAAAAGACCCAAAAUUCUCUGCACUAGUAUUAUUCCCGAUGAAGGGCCUCCGUAGUUAAAGCAGGGUUCUGGUGUAGUUUUUUAAACGCUCCUUGAGACUGAUGUCUUCAAACUUCCUAUAUCCUUUUUUAACUCCAUCUUUCACUUCCAUAACGUGUUUUCGUUAUUUUGACCUUAGAUUUGAUGUCUCCUCCAAACACUGCCCCGAGAGAGGUCGACUCUCCAGAAAACCCGAUUGCUGGUCCGUCCCAGCCUCGUCCGCCAACUCCGAUUCCUCCCCGACUCUUACAAACACCAACUGACCCCACUAGCCGAUCACCUUUUUCUGAAGGCUGUCGAUCUUCGACCGUGCCAUUGGUAGGCGUUCCUUUUUUAACAAUUUUCACACUUUUCUAGCCUAGACCUCGAGGUUUACGACAUCGUUUAGGCGUCCGCAUGCUUGAGAAUCGACAAGGUAUCUUAAAUGACAAGCCUCCACCCACCUUACCAGUGUCUUACCUCGACUGGAGCAACAGAAGCGAGGGCGGAAAUCUUGAGGAACAUGAUUCGCCUGGGAGAACAAACGAUAGUACUGAUGAUGCGCUCGCACUUUGCCGCAAUGAAACGGACCCAUACUCAAAUGUAGAAGAGGCGAGUUCUGUACAAACUAAGAUUCCAUCGGGACCCGAACCAAGUCAGAGUAAAAGAACCUCCGAAUUAGAUAGACCUUCUCAGGUCAUCCGACAUUCCUCGGCGCCGAGUAAGUCACAGUGCCUUUCAUGUCUUCCUACUACUACUACUACUACUACUACUACUACUACUACUACUACUACUACUACUACUACUACUACUACUACUACUACUACUACUACUACCGCUGCCACCGUCAGUAUCACUGUCAUCAUUGCCGUAAUUCGUUUAUUUAUUCUUUAGUCCGUCAUCUUUAUCUCCGUCGCGGAUUAUUAACCGCUAGUUCAUUUGCUUGGCCAAUCGACAAUAAAUACACCUCUUCUCAUUUGGAACCCUUUAUAACCCAUGUAGACUUUAGUCCCUUACACCGGUUUUCGUAUUUAAAAAUGAAUUCUACUCAUAUUAUUUUACACAAGUCCCACACAUCCUUGGCCCUCAAUACGACCUGAGAUUCUGCGGUCUGGAGCACAGCCGUUCCCUGCGCCGUUGUUUCGAAGGCCAUGUUGACUAUCAUUUCCGCUUCCCGGACGCGCUGCGUCAGUGUUCCACAAAAGUCUCCAACUCAUCAACUAUACGUCUUAUCGAUGCUCACUCAUCGGCAUCUCCUGCCACGCGUGCAGCCCUUCGCAGACAUAUCGAGAAGCUGCGUGACGAGGUCGGAAGCUUGCCGUACUUUCAGUCGGCUGAAGUAAUCGCUCCUGACGACCUCCAUGAGCACAUUCCCAAAAAGUUGGAGCCUGCAGUGAUGAAUCACCCGAGAACUGUGCGUCCCAUCCGCAGUCGAAGUACUUGCGGGGCAAGUAACGAAUAUUUUCGUGUAUGUGUUAUUGCGUAAAGUUGAUGCAGCGCAAGUUUCCUUUGCUAUAAACCGACUCACUCGCAAGUCACCACUGCGUUUUGAGUCAGUGGUAGUUCUAAUCAAUAAUGAUAUAUGAACUACCCAGGGGUUCUUUGGUGGUUCCUGUCCGACUAAUCUAACCUUAGCUCCCAAGGUACUUCGACAUGAAGGAAGACUUUGAUUUUUGCCGUUGUUACCUUUACUGUUGUUGGAUAGACAAGCAGUGUUUCAAGUCGUUGGGUUUCGGGUGGAUGUUAGGCAAGUGGGACAGGACCAGGUGUUGAGAAGGAGACUCGAUCUCCAAGUCAGGGAUCCUUUUCGCCUGACGUUGCGGUUUCACACUGGGAGCCAUCACCGGGACAACCGCAGGUAGAGGUGGCCGCUGCACAGGCGUGCAGUAUUUGUGGAGUGCAGCUGCUUGCGACCAUACACUCAUCAAAGUUGGUAGCUCUCCACUCAUCGCAGAUGUCCGCACUUGGUGCAACGACUGCCUGUCGGCCUUAAACGAACCGUUGGCUACUGCGAUUUCAUCAUAUGUGUUGGUGAUUGACAUGAUCAUUACUCAGAAAUUUGGCCCGUCAGUACUGUUACUGGAAGCUGUGUUCACUAGCGCGUUCGCCGCGUGUCUGGCUACCCUGCCAAGACAAAGUCUUAGCAUGGAAUGGAGAGUAUCGUUGUAUUUCUGAUGGAUUGCGAGUACUCGUGCACACCAAGUUUCAUGCCACCAGUGGCAAUCUUCGAGCGCAUAAUGUACAGAACAAAGCGCUGCUGUCUGAUCUUGCGCAGUUACCAACAAACUGACUCGUCGAGGACGCAGCAAUGUUACUCCGGAUGUGGAUAGUUGGGGGCGUAUCCGCAAUGGAGUGGAAUGGCGGCAACUCUGGUUCGUUCGGCGGAACUGAACUACACACAGGUUGAUGAGGCCGAAAUCCGCGUGUGAGUUGGCAAUAAUGCGAGUCGUUAGCAGCGUGAAAUAUGAUUUCCCAGCACGUAGGCGUAUGGCUGCGCAGCAGCUGCAUCCUGCAUGUACUGCGUUCCCUAUGUAUUCGCCACUCUUAGCUACUGCUAUUCGAACUUGAAUCCCAAACAUCAGGGUAACGAAAUUCCCGACUCAGCUACCGAGUCUCUUUCUGAACUGCUCACCGGAACUAGCUUUUUCACUUGUAUAUGCUUGAGAGUUGAUUUUUGGGAGACGACAAAUCGAUACAAAUGGUAGUACGAGCCGGCGUACGUUGCCGCAGCCGUUGCAUUUGCGAUGCCAAAUACCCUAUCAGUUGUACCCAAUGCCUCAGGGUUAGGCGAGUGUCUGCUCGUCCUGAGUCGGAUUAUUUUGGCUGAUGUCUCAUGGUUUCUGAAGUUAGGGUUGCGGAUGAUGAUGGCGGAAUUGGUCCUAGUAGUGCUGACUGCGUCAGUUUGGACACGAAAGUGCUCAACCAGGGCGAUUCCGACUAAUAACAUAUAUUGACAGUGAAAACUAAUGGGCAGGGGUUAGUGAAUGCACGAUAUUGCGUACAUUGUCUUUGCCGUUUUUAGAGUUGUGGUUUUUGUGAAAUCGCCCCAUAAGACCUAUGUGAACUCACAGUGUACAUUUUUUAUUAGGACUUACGAGAAAAGUGUAAACGUUGGUAGCGUUGUCUCUUGGUACGCCUUCCUGGUCUCCUGUGUCUAUUCUGCUUCGGCGACUGUUUCUCUAUUUUUUAUGCCCAUUCUCUUGGCCUGCCGACCCUGUGCUACGUCCUUCUAAGAGUUUUAGGGGAUUUCCAGACUCCGAAGUUAGGCCUUCAGGUUAUCCUUGUAUCAUGCUAUAGAUCUCCUUGUCAGUGGAGACUUGUCGCGAAGUCACAGUUUGCGCGCAAAUCGAGCAGCCACUUUAGUUUUGCGAACAUACUGGACAAGCCGGCCGAUUCCAGAACUCAGUCUUGGGGAUUCAUUCCUUUCACCUCACCUUCGAAAUCCUCUCAUUAUUUUGACAGGCUUCGGGCCGCCACACAGCCAAUACGUUUUUUUCACACGGAUGGUCUUGUAUAUCAUGUUUUUGAUGUUGAGGGGAAUGCCACGACGAUCCCGGACUGGGAAUUAGGGCGGAGGAACGCUCUUUAUAGAAAGGAUUAUCGGCCGACAUCAGUGAUAGGCCGGUCACUGUUGGUGAUCAUAGGUUUUGUGUUCCGCAGCUAGCGUUGAUUUGUGCAUGAGUACUGUUUACCCUGCAUUUGUCAUCGCUUCAGAAUUAGUGUACCCAAGUGCCGGAAGCCCCACGCCCCGUUACAUAUCCUACUGGGUUUUAGUAUUCAUUGUACCGUCUCCGGCAAAUAGGCAGUGUGUCACUAUGUUGGAGACGUUGAUUGCAACCUGCAUACGUCAAAUGCUAAAAACCACCUCGUCAGUCCGAUAAUUCGAGGCCGUCCACUACGUGAGCAUUUAAUAGGAUUUAAGGAAAAGCGAGGUUGCAUAGGAUUAGGGUAAGUAUGAUGGCAACGGCCUGGCCCUUGCGGGUGACGACAUCCGCCGUGUGCUCCGCGGAGCGGGCGCAGCAUCGGUACCCUGCACGUAAAGUAGUUUAUAGUGAGACAGGCCUGCGUAACAUCUACGCUCUCUGCCUUCCAGCACCAGUACGUUUCGAGGGCAAAACAAUGCCAAUACAACCGGGGGUGGUCUCGGGCGUAGUAGCUAACAAGUCUACGCGCGCCAUACGCAGGCCGAUUCACGAUUCAUGCGUGUCACGCUGCAUUUGAUGAUGAGCCUAAGAUUUUACGUCAUUGGGAAUGCCAUGAAAGCCACAUUAGGAAGGGGUCAUUUCAACGUGAUCCCUAGUUCUGAGGAGGAUCGAGUUAUCACGUUAGUUGGCGACGUCCCUAGCCACAACUUUUAGCAUGUCGUAAAAGGUUCAAACGCGUCAGAGUUGUUGUAGUGAAGAAUGCGUUGAUGUGUCGUGAGGACGGUUUCCCCGAUGUCGGACUGUCACUUUCCUCUCCCAUGCACCAGUCGACUGUCCGAAACUGCAAACGAGCCGGUUGAGAUUUAGCGCUGUGGCUGACAGAGCGGAAGAACCUGUCUACGCCUGCCACACGACCUGGUUCCCUUCUUUAUGAACCAGACUGCACCAAACGACAUGAUUCUCACGUACGCGGGAUAUGUGUGUUCUGACAUGUGACGUUCCGCCCGUUAUACUGGUGCCGGCAGAGUGGGCCGUAUGCAUAUAUCAUAUAUCACAUGUACAGUAUGCGACUUAUCUCAUGAAACGUGCCUGAAUUUGCGAAAGGUUGCCAAUCACUUGCAAGUCGAUACGAACAAAUGGACCGAAGCUUUAGAACAACGAACGACUUUGGGCGAAUUGGAAACAUAAAGAAAAUAUUAUAAUUAAUAUUGCUUUGUUAAGAAAUACCAUUCUGAAAACGUCCGAAUGGUUGUAACUGAGUAAACUUAAGUUUUUGGCCUGUCUCCGCCAAAUGAGGGGCAUUAUAUUUUUGCUGAGCAAUCUUAAAUAGAGGGUGUACCCCGCGUCUAUCUGAUCGCCUAACAAACCAUAUCCUCCUCUCAUGACGUUUACAUUUCUACCCUGCACCCAUCCCAUUAGUUUAAAUCGCAUUUUUGCCGUUUUACUUGUUCGUAUCGUAGUCAUGUUCAUGCCGUUAACCGAAUAUUCUUGUAGACUUUGGUUCCUCUCUCUAGAAAAAAGACGCUAGCACGCCAUAUGGUAACUUAUACUCGCUCAAGCGCAUUAACAAACGGCGUACAUAUUAGUCAGUUGUCCUACCAGUAAUAGCCACUGACAACCUUACUUUUUCCCUCUCUCCGCUCACUGCUCGCUCAAUAUAUGUCUCCAGCGUCACGACCAUCUGCGGUAUUCAGUAAGUGGAUACCGUCGGAUGUCCCGCCGUCGGCCAGGGUCCAUUCUGCGUCUCCGCCAUAACCACCAAAGGGCCUCCACCGUCAACGGUGCCACCAUGUGCAGUCCUGCCGCUGCUUCGUCUACGGGACCUUCUAACCAACUUGAGGAGGCAGGAACUUCUGCGUGUAAUCCCACCGUGGUCGCCAAAGAGGCCAAAUCAGAUGACCUAUCUUCGGCGACUGACGCAACGGCGGUGGCGGCAACAGGCAUCUACGACUACCCUACCGACGAUCCGAUUCAGCCACCGGAGCCAGCCACAACCUCGGAGGGUGGAGGAUUGGAUCUGCCGCCGUCCGGUGACUUCUCUUCCACGCCAAAGGCCGAAUUCUUUCGCACGUGCUCCCUUCCUGAGAGCACCAUUGCGGUGGACCAUGAAUUGCCUCGGCCGACCCUGUCGACACUGUCACUCCACAAGGGUGAACUGGAGGAGGACCAACAUGUCGGGAGUAGGUUGCAUACUUUUGAUGCCUUAUCUGCUGUCUACGACAGUUAAUUCUUGUCACCACCCCGUCCGUGUUUGCGCCUUUCCACCCUUAUGCAUCAGAUGGGCUCGGGGAACCGUAUUAAUAUGUAAUCGUUAUACUUGUCUGAUUUUUUCGUUCUUGUCGUUUCAAUUUCCCCAAAGGUCAUUAGCUUUCAUAUUCGAAAAAUUAAGUGCUCUUCUGCUGCCCUCAUCGGCUCAGGCAUUUGCGCAGCCAAACAGACCAAAUUCUUAGGAGCGAAGUUUUUCUUUUACAGGGUACGCUUGUCUUCAUAUGGCAUUCAAGCUUUCACCCAAAAUCAUCGUUUUUCAUUGGUAGUCUGUGGUGGCUGUCAGUGUACUGCUGACUGCUUAGAGGAACUACAAGCUUCCAGAUCCACAAUGUCCUUUGUUGUAUCGCCGCCGUCGUCAGAAUCAGUGUCGCUGUCCUAUUUAUCGACAAACUCUAUGCAGAUUUGUUGUUGGUCAAGACUUAGUGACUUUGGCUGCAUAUACCUCGCCACAUUUUCUCGUGGACUCUGCAGUGAUUUGGUAUUGCUCUCUUUACUUACGCUUUCUUCAUUUAAAAAUCGUAAUUUUUGCCGUUGUGUGUUGUUAGAUUUAGAGGUUUAGCCUGCAAUUUAUAAACUGCUGUAAGUAUAUUUGCGCCUUCUCUGCUUCCAUCCUAGCCACACCACCCACGUAAAUGUCUCGGAAUUUCUAACUCUCGCUUACUAGUUGCGGAUUCCAACUUUUUGUCUAAUGUCAAAACGUCCGUCAGUGGCAGUUUGGUGUGCAAAUUCUUCGUUUCCUCAGAGACUAUUACAUUAAUUAAGCAUGCAAGCACUCGGCCAGAGUGCUGUUAGUAAAAUCAGCCUUUUACGUUUUGCCGUAUUGCGUGCUUUCUUUGUCUUGUUGACGUGGUUAUUAUUUUCUUCCCGUCAUCUCCGUCUCGUUAAUUAUUCGGUAAGGGUCGAAUAUGCCAACCGCAGUUUUUAUUACUAUGCCAUGCCUGAUUAUUUGAUUUAAGUAGAAGAUCUAUAUUAGGGUUGUGCUUCUCUCUAGGACUGAGAAAAUGACUAAAUUUAUGGUUAGGCCCGUGUUUAAGGUUAUAGUUAGCUCAAAAAUUUGUGUUGGGGUUAACUACCACAUACCAUCUUACACAGUACGGACUUCUUUAACCAGUAACCUUGGGCUACCUGUUUUCCGCCUGUUGACACGCCUCUACUUCGCACAUUUCAAAUUGCGUGAUCUCUUCCGGUACCUUGUUGGAGUAGUAAAACAGACAUAUGGCAGAAGUACGAGUUUUCUUAAUGCCCUUCGCAGAUUCAGUUAACUGCUGCAUUAAUCUGCCCAAUUGAUAAAAAUAAUAUUAAAACCCUUCGCGUAGUUCAGGAGUCUUUAGGUUCUAUCUUAUCAGUGGGUUUACAUAUCCAAUUCUCGUCGUUUAUUCAGAUAGGUUGAUGCAAUGCAUCUUUGGUUACUCCACCGUAGUUCUGAAUCAUAAACACAAACUCUUGCGUAACUUGGAGGCAGUAACUAGUGUCCUGUGCCCCAGAAGCUAUAGUUCGCGGUUCUACCAAAAGUGUCGCCGGAACGUAGAAAAACCCACUGAAGAACCACAAGAAGUUAGAGAUGCACCUGCCCUGUCUUCUGGUCAGAGCAUACUUCGAACCUAUGAAAAAGAGUCCCCGACCUGCAAAUCAGAAUGCUUUCUGAACAUUCUCGACCCUCGUUACUUUACAGUUAUAGUUUGUCACUAUAGUUAUCCUUAGAUUGGCUGCAAUUGCCCGCUAUUUCGGUAACUUAUCCUAUCUUUUUCAGUCACUUUUGACAGGGGUUUAUCCCCUACCUGUAGAGAGCACAUAUUAAUUCAUUCCUUCACGCCGUCUUCUUCUGUGGCUCAGUCUGUAGACCGCGAGAUUCGAAAAACACCUGAGACUACCUAGAUAGCAAAUUGCAUUUCGACUAUGACUUUGCACAGUUUCGAUUGCCACUAUUUCUGCACAAAUGUCGCUUUGCGUGAUCCAAGGAGCUUGCCAAUUCCACUAUGGCCUGGGCUUCGAUGCAUAAUUCGGAGGUCGACAAAUUAAGCAUAAUUUUGAAAAGGUAAAACCGCUGAAGCGAAUCUGGCAGGAUUAAGUGACGCUGGGUUUCCUCCGUAAAGUGCUGUUCCAUUUAAUUACACAUACCCCCCACACCCUACGUGCACGAUUUAAUCCACUCUCCUAACCGUCGGCUGAUGGCUGGUAAACGAACAGUAUAAAAUGAAAUUCCUACAACUCUCGGGUACAGUCGUCAUAAGUCCUACAACACUACCUGCAUUGAUUUUUUGUUGACCCCUCUUGACUAUAUUUGUCUGCCGUAAUUACCGUGCCAUUAUAUGCGCAAACGUUACUGCGGCUGCUGUCCUCACUCCACUGGUCGAGUGCGCAAUUAGCACUCGAUCAGAUUAGUGGUGACAUUUGGCCUUGUACCUUUUAUGACUGCCUAUCACACUCAGUCCCCUUUCUGUUGUUCAUUAUCACUCAAGCCGAUAGCGCCGUGCCGUCAAUGUCGGCUGACGUGCUCUACAGCCCUCCCGCCCAGUCCAACUGGGAGAUUUCAAAGCCUUCGGGAACCCCCUUACCGGCGCCCACUAAGAAGGAGGCCAAAUCCACCCCUGCAGUGGACUCCUCCUGUCUGCUAGUCAGCCUAAAGCCUUCUCUGCAGUCCAACAUUUACGAUGAAAUUCUGCCCCUUUCCCAAGCUGAGUCUGCAGAGAGCAAUUUACAGCCGCGGACGUCGCCACUUUUACGACGCCUUCCUGCUUCGUGCGUUCUUUGUCCUUCUUGCUUAUUAACUUAUACUUUAUCAGCCUCUGAGAGUCACGCACUCGCAAUAUCACUUAGACCACAUGUUUACAAUUUUUGCUGCCUACCCAUACGCAUCUAGUUUGAUGGGCACUUUGAGUUCCGAUAUCGUAGCCACAAACAGUCGUGACCACUUUAAAUAGUCAAAUGGGUGUUUGUUGGGGGCCAACGCAGUAACUCGUUCACAGCGAAAGUUCCAUCGUUACAAACGACGAUCUCCACCGCGUGCCCCAAAGCAUGGCAGACGCAGGGACGGUGACACGGCUGCAUCUACCGCGCCCUCUCCUCCCCUGCCCACCUGACCCCGAUGUCUAGGAGCCAAAAAGACCAGAGGCGGGAUCGGGUGCAGCGACUGACAAGGCUAAACAGUCCAUCUGUAGGGGCCACAUGCGCCUGGUCCGCGCACAAAAGAUGAAAAACUGAAGCAAGAGGGACUCGGAUCCCAGCUGAGUAUGAAUGCCGUAGGGGCCACAUUAAGAAGGAGCCACUGCGAUCUGACUCUCCGUUCUGAGAGUCCUGGGUUAUCCUGUGACCUGGCAGAUUUUCAAGGCGUGGCUUUUAGUGCACUGUGAUAGCUUCAAAGCCCACCAUAUUGGUUAAGGAAGUGAGGAAUAUGCGCUGAGUGCCGUAUGGACGGAGUCCCCAGAGUCGACCUCUCUCUCUCCUCAUUUCCUCUCCCAGGUACCUGUGCACUGUCUGAGCCGGUGAACCAACUGCAGCGGAGAUCGGUUAGUGUGACUGGCAGAUCUGAAACAGCCUGUCUAGACGUGCCACACACGACCUGGCUUCCUACUCUACACACCAGGUCUUCCCCCGUUAUAUCUGUCAUCAUCGCAGUACAAGGGAUAGAUUGAGUGACACCGACAGAAAUUUCCUCGUACAGUUUGGUGCCAACGAGGAGUCAUUCCUUUUCAUGCAGUUAUUUGGACGAAACAGUCGUUUGCCUGUUACUUCAAGUUCACGAUAACUUCUCGCCCUUUAUUUGUGGGGUCUUGCUUGGUGGACCCUCGUUUGCUUUUUCCUCGCCUCUAUUGAUUUAACCCAUAAGAUUUAGAAUUACUUUACCUAUUAGCGUUUUUCCGACCUGUUGAAAAUGAGCAAUAACAUGAGUGCCUGCAUGACUCGUGGUGAUUCCCUGUCAGGCUUUUUGCUCCCCAGCAAUGGUGGCGCCCACGGUGCCACUUUCACUUAAUAAUGCAUGCUUUCGGUCCAAGGCUUUCUUCUGUGUCCAUUCGCAUUGUUUAAACGUAUCGCAUCUUUCACUCUCACCCUUGCAAACCACAGGUUCUUGUUUUGGUAGGGGCUCCCAAAGGCUUAGUCGUCCAUCAAUCGCGUUAUCGUUGGAUAUCCUAUUUUGAUGGACGUUACGUGACUGUAUAUCUGUGCCAUUUGACUGAGCACCUCAUGGUGCGUCACUUUCCACUAUAAGUCCUCAGUGACAGGGUUGUUUUUACUAUCUGCCGAACCACUUGACUUUGUUAUUUGGGAACAAGGGUAAUGUUAUUAUGAGCACCCCUCCUGCGCGGACAAAACCUUUAGGGUUGCCUUCACCACUCGAUCGAUGCCAAAAACUUCGUCAUCAGCGUGUUUACUUUUUGCGAAAGAAGUCCUUAGGGCAUUUGUUAUUAUGACUGCUUUUCGAAUGCGUUUUACAUUGAUGAUUCCACGGGAAGUUAUACAGAAAGUUGUGAUAGGGUCAUUUUAGAAGUUGGCGGUCACUAGCUGCGGUCAAGUGGUCGCUUUCUCGGCACUGGACUGGCACCCGAUUCCGCAUAAGUCAUCAGCUCUCUUUUGGCGUCCUUUCGGACGAUCUCUAAUACGACGGAUACACCAAGUAUUCGUAACUGUAGUCCGGUUGGUGUGUGCAAACUAGUGUAGUCUUGUCACCUCAGACUUUGAUCUGCGCUGCUCACAAGUCAUUUUUUUGAGGACUGCUGGCUUUGUGCAGUUCAUCAAUUAAAUUUUGGCAGUCAUAUAUUCUCUCACGAUUCACUGCUGCAGUGAAAGAAUCGCGUUGCAAAUUUUUCCUAUCCGAACAUUCGUGCGGUCUGAAAGAGGGUAGGCCUCUUUACUCUUUCUCAGGCUUGGCUCCUUCGCAGAGCCUGUACACAGAAAGUUGCGCAAGGGUUGCAUUCACCGACCUUUCCUGACAGCCGGACCGAACGCCAACGGUUGCAUAGUGAUGAGUAAUCAACAAUUAACCGGCCGAUAGGACGUGAGCACCUGGUUCAGUGCACGAAAAAGAUUGGUUCAAAACUUGAGUCUCCCAGGCUUGGGUCUGGUGUGCUACAGAGUUAAGUGGUCACGUGAUCGAAAAAGACUAUCCCAGCCCCUUAGUUCCUCCGCAUAGCUUGCCAAUUUCCUUUUACUUUGAAAGAAGGCAGUGGCCUGCGACUUCUUAAAUCGCUCCGUGUCAUUUCUGUAGGACUUUACUCCAAACCAGUGAUCUGCCUUUGUCAAGUACUUUUGCAGUGACCACUCUGACUUAUUGGACUUUUUAAAUGUCCGAUCUUAGCUCUCCUAAAAUCCGCCGUCUUCUACAGGUCUACAACUUAGUUUUUGUGCGUAGCUGGUGCUUGCUUCUAUUAAGAAGGUUUGGGGCGAAGUGGUUCCAGUCUUUGUUUGAAGCUGACCUCAACUACCCCCUUCUCGCCACUCGCACCCCCCUCUGCUAUCAGCCACAGACCGCAAUAUCGAAGACGUGCCAUCCAUAUGCCUGCGCCUUCCCAACGCCCAUCACCCCGCUCCUCUAGGCACAGUGUCUCUGUUGCCAGCAGUUCUCGUCUCACCAGGAAGAUUGAUGCACAACCCGUGACGCAGGUCCUACAACAGCAACAACAACAGCCCCUCUAUCCGUCUAAGAGUUGUGGCGCUGACUGCAACGCCAGUUCCUCACACGAUGCUGUGCAUCUAUUAGCCCAACCGACCCAGCACCAUCGGAGGCAUCUACGUUCCAGUUUCCGAUUUCCUUUCUUCCCACCAAACGUGCAUUCUCUGGACCAUGUAAGUGCUGAUUCCUCCUAUCGUCUAUCUAGUUUUUAGAAGUUGUUUUUAGACAUAAAAGUAAGUUUUUCAAGGUACUGUCUACUGACAUUCAUGAAACACUGACUUAAGUUCUUAAGUGUGCCUUACAGUGGAAAGUGUUAUCAAGUAAGGUUUUAGUGCCCGUUACCACGAAGCAUAAUCUGAAAUUAAUUGAUUUACUUUGGGAGGCUGGCCCAUGAAUGAACAUUGCAUCAGCCAUUGGUAUAAGCUAUACUCGGAGAGCCAUUAAUUCCCAAGUAGUGUGGAUUUUUCCUCUUGAUUUUCGAUGCUUUAAUAAGAACACAUGCUAUGCGGGUGGUGUUCCGAAACAUACGGGAUUUAGCAGACUCUAUCAAAUCGAAACUUCUGCCUUGCCUUUGCAAAAGACAUGAGUUCAAACAAUACAAGUGUAGGAAACCAAGUGUGCACCACAAGUCCUAGUCAUUAUGACAAUCGUACAUGAUAACAGUUCGGCUGUCGAUUUCUACAAUGUCAACCGUGUGCUCCACAGAUGCGGGAAGGCAGGGAUGGUGAAAUGCACGCAAAUUAGUUUUAGUAAUAGUAACUUUGUUCAGCAUCUGCCGCACGUUCUCCCCCUAACAUGGGCCCGGUCUCAAGAUAGAGUCAAGAAGAUUGGAGGCGGAAGAGGCCGCAUGUGGUCGGCGCGGCCGGGGCCGCCCCUUGGUGUGCCGCCACACCCAGCUCGGACCCUACGGAAUGGGAAUGGCAUAGACGUCACAUUAGGAAGGGGCCACCUGACUCAGCCCACCAGUCCGCCACUCCACACAAACACGCUAAUCCUACAUAACGAGGGUUUUACUAGCUACGUAGUGGCCACUCCCGCCAUAAUGCUGGUUGUUGUGUUGCCAUAAGAAGCAGCCAAUGUUGGCUCGUGACAUGCGUUUGGAAAAUUGUGGGAAGUCGGACUGAGCCCUUAACCAUUGUCUUAUUUGUGUGUUGCACACUUAGACGGGGUCUUCCCGUCACGUCACCUGUUGAGCCCAAGUUCUUUACCUCUUUCCGCGUGUACCGUCCGUGGACUUCUCUUCGUCGACGACUGCGCCUUCAACGCCACCUCCGAAGGAAACAUGCAAAGAAUCAUAGACGUCUUCGCUGUCGCCUGCGACAACUUCGGCCAGGUCAUCCAUCAACACGGAUAAAACGGUGGUCAUGCAUCAACCGCCAUCCGACGCCACCAACGUCGCACCGCAAAUCAACUUGAACGGCGUCCAACUGCAAGUCGUGGACAACUUCACCUACCUGAGCAGCACCUCUCGCACCACCAAGAUCGACGGUGAAGUUGCCCGCCGGAUCUCCAAAGCCAACCAAACCCUCGGUCGUCUGCAGUGCACAGUAUGGAUUCGUUACGGUCUCUACGUCAACAUCAAACUGAAGAUGCACAAGACGGUCAUCCUGCGGACGCUGCUGUAUGGAGCGGACACUCAAUCACUUCCAUCUUCGACGGAUACUAAAUUUGAGAUGGCAGGACCAAAUCCCAGACACGAAUGUACUGGAGUCCUCAGCAUCAGCGCCAUGCUGAGAUAG